Messenger RNA from Ochotona princeps (American pika), 3032 nucleotides. It is a transcript of the gene TCF7, whose product is annotated as transcription factor 7. The record is from RefSeq and is a predicted model, not a curated record. NCBI's taxonomy places the organism in Eukaryota, Metazoa, Chordata, Mammalia, Lagomorpha, Ochotonidae. Gene Ontology annotation, molecular function: DNA-binding transcription factor activity, RNA polymerase II-specific; RNA polymerase II cis-regulatory region sequence-specific DNA binding. Gene Ontology annotation, biological process: regulation of transcription by RNA polymerase II; canonical Wnt signaling pathway. Gene Ontology annotation, cellular component: beta-catenin-TCF complex. Bases 193 to 1764 code for a protein of 523 amino acids. The transcript is spliced from 12 exons.
AGCUCCCGGGCCGACCGCGCAGCCCCGCGCCCUCGGCCCGCCGCCCGCAGCCCGCCCAGGCGGAGGCAGAAGCCCGCGCGCUCAGCCCGCCGCGUCCCGGGCUCGCAGGUCCAGAGCGGGGGCUCGCCGUCUCUCACACCACCACCACCGCACCCCGGCCGGCUCCGCACCCCGCGCCCCUCGGAGCGCACCAUGCCGCAGCUGGACGCGGGCAGCGGCGGCACGGGCAGCGGCGCGGGCGGCGGCGACGACCUCGGCGCUCCCGACGAGCUGUUGGCCUUCCAGGACGAGGGCGAGGAGCAGGACAAGAGCCGCGACAGCGCCGCGGGCCCCGAGCGCGACCUGGCCGAGCUGAAGUCGUCGCUCGUGAAUGAGUCCGAGGGCGCGGGGGGUCCGGGGCCCGGCGCCGGGGCGCGCGGCGAGGCCGACGCGGCAGCCGAGGCGCUCGGGCGCGAGCACGCUCCACAGAGCCUGUUCGCGGACAAACUUACCGAGUCCCUGGAAGACGGCCUGAAGGCCCCGGAGUGCUCUGGCGGCACCAUGUACAAGGAGAGCGUCUACUCUGCCUUCAACCUGCUCAUGCACUACCCGGCCACCCCGGGGGCCGGGCAGCACCCGCAGCCGCAGCCGCAACCUGCGCUGCACAACAAAGCCAAUCAGCCCCCUCAUGGUGUCCCCCAGCUGUCUCCUCUCUACGAACAUUUCAGCAGCCCGCACCCCACGUCUGCACCUGCAGACAUCAGCCAGAAGCAAGGAGUUCCCAGGCCUCUGCAGACCCCUGACCUCUCUGGCUUCUACUCGCUGACCUCGGGUAGCAUGGGACAGCUCCCACAUACUGUGAGCUGGCCCAGCCCUCCUCUCUACCCCCUGUCCCCUUCCUGCGGAUAUAGGCAGCACUUCCCUGCCCCCACUGCAGCCCCUGGCGCCCCCUACCCCAGGUUCUCCCAUCCGUCCCUGAUGCUGGGCUCUGGUGUACCUGGCCAUCCAGCAGCCAUCCCCCACCCUGCCAUCAUGCCUCCCUCAGGCAAGCAGGAGCUGCAGCCCUAUGACCGCAGCCUGCGUGUGUCCCCCAGGAAGACCCAGGGUGAAUCCAAGGUAGAGAAGGAAACCAAGAAGCCAACCAUCAAGAAGCCCCUGAAUGCGUUUAUGUUGUACAUGAAGGAGAUGAGAGCGAAGGUCAUCGCAGAGUGCACACUGAAGGAGAGUGCUGCCAUCAACCAGAUCCUGGGCCGCAGGUGGCACGCGCUGUCGCGGGAAGAGCAGGCCAAGUACUAUGAGCUGGCCCGCAAAGAAAGGCAGCUACACAUGCAGUUAUACCCCGGCUGGUCGGCGAGGGACAACUAUGGGAAGAAGAAGAGGCGGUCGAGGGAAAAGCACCAAGAAUCCACCACAGACCCUGGCUCGCCUAAGAAAUGCCGUGCUCGCUUUGGCCUCCACCAGCAGACGGAUUGGUGUGGUCCUUGCAGGAGGAAAAAGAAAUGCAUUCGGUACUUACCCGGAGAAGGCCGCUGCCCCAGCCCCGUUCCUUCCGAUGACAGUGCUCUAGGCUGCCCUGUGUCCCCAGCUCCCCAGGACUCACCAUCAUACCUUCUGCUGUCACGCUUCCCCACAGAACUGCUUGUUAGACCUGCAGAGCCAUCACCUACAUCCCCAGGCAUCUCUACUGCUUGCAGCCUCCCAGCUCCCAGCCCCCCACAGGCCUCCCGCAGCACCCUGCAGAAUACACAGGCACAGCAACAGGAAUCUCAGAGACAGGCAGCCUAACCUUGCACAGGGACCCACCCAAGAGGAAGCGACAUGGCUCAGUCACAUGGAGCACAACCAGAGUCAUAGGGUCCCAUACCUGAAGAUUUCAGAAGCUGGUCAACUUUCACCUGAACCCAGGCCCAAUCUUAACUGCACCAAAUGGUGGCAUUCCUAUUCUGUAUUAAUGCCAUCUCAUGAAGGGCAUGCCUUGUGCCUGUGCCAGCCACAUGCCUACUGCCUCCCCCUGCUUUUCUGCUGUAGGUCGUAGAUGGGCUGGGCUGAGCACAGCUAUGUCCUCGACCCCCGCCACACCCUCUCCAAUCCCAGACACUUCAUGGACCAAGAAGGAGCUGGUUCAUCAAAUGGCAUGUGAGCAGUGCCACAACUGUAAAGCUCAUGACAACACUUCUCUCGUAAGGAAAUGGAAAAGCUGUUUACAGAAGAACCAGCUGCAACUGGUGAGCUGGGCCAGAGGAAACCUCCUUAUUGUGUCCUCAGGAACUUAUAAGAAGGGAUGAAAUGGUUACAAUUAGGCCUGUAACCUCCCAACAGAAAAGCCUGACACUGCCCCAACAAGCUAAUGUAGCUGGUGUGGGCAUCUGGCAGGAGUUCAAAUUACUUGGAAAUGUCUCCUAAGAAACUUGCCAUUCUGAGCAGCUCUGAUGCCCAAGGCCCCAAGCCUGUCACUAGCAGCUCGAAGACAUGGCUCAAAUCUGGUGUGUAAAGCUCAUUUAAAAUCAUCUUUGUCACAGUAACAUUUUUAGCUCAUUGCAAUCAGAUGAGCCAGCUCUUGGGCAGCUGUGAGGGGCAAAUCAAAAGCUCCUGCUAGCCAGAGCCUGUCUUCUGGCAUGCAGCCAGCCUCACUUUCCCUGUGGGGUUACAGGAGGAGGACCACUGCAACCAAAGCAAGAGCCCAGAAAACCCCUAGUGAUAAAAAAUGGGUUUUCACUAUGGCUUUCUUUAACCCACUUUUGAGCCAAGCUUCAACCCUGAGCCUUAAAAAACACGUUUUUUUUUUAAAUUUAACUUGUUUGUUGCCACCUCCUCACUGUACAUAGCCUGAAUCCAAAGAAAGGGGGCUGUCUGUAUUCACAUACAUCCCUCAGGAAAAGCCUUGAGUUCUUCAGCUACUGGUUUCUCAGAAUCCAGAGAGAACAUACUCCCUAGUAUAGUGCUGCGAAGUCUUGAGGAAAAGGACCACUGUAAUGUCCAAAAUAUUUUUGUACUGUUAAUGCAUCAUCAGAAAGACUUUUUUAAUGUGAGAAUAAAGAUAACUUUUUACUGGG